Messenger RNA from Pyrenophora tritici-repentis Pt-1C-BFP, 1323 nucleotides. RefSeq names its product Hydrolase-6 multi-domain protein. The record is from RefSeq and is a predicted model, not a curated record. Gene Ontology annotation, cellular component: mitochondrion. Gene Ontology annotation, biological process: glycerophospholipid biosynthetic process. Lineage: Eukaryota; Fungi; Ascomycota; Dothideomycetes; Pleosporales; Pleosporaceae.
ACCGCAACCACGAAUCGAUAGCCAAAAUCACCAUGAUUCGAAUGCAGGUAGCUGGGCUACUCCCGCGCAGCGGCUACCGCGCGCCUCUACGCCGAGCAUUCCAAACAGCUGCUGCAUCCGCUACACGCUUAUCUGAUUUUGCAUUCGCUUUCGAUAUCGACGGAGUGCUUCUUAGAAGUGCUGACGCCUUGCCACGAGCCCACAAGACUCUGUCAUAUCUCCAAUCGCAGCGCAUUCCCUUCAUCCUCCUUACAAACGGUGGUGGCAAACAUGAGUCUGAGCGUGUCGCGGAUCUAAGCAGCAAGCUCAACGUGCCUAUCGAUACAUCCAUGUUCAUCCAGAGCCACACCCCCUUCGCCGAUAUGGAUCACCUUAAAGAUAAAACUGUUAUGGUAGUUGGUGGGGUGGAAGACAAGUGUAGGAUAGUUGCUGAGGCGUACGGUUUUAAGACAGUAGUCACUCCAGGUGACAUACUAGUUGCUAACCCAGAGAUAUGGCCCUUCUCUCAGCAAUUGCUUCCAUACUACAAGACCUUUACACGCUCGCUGCCGGCUCCCAUCAAUCCUAGCACACCGUCAGAAUCGCUCCGGAUCGAUGCGGUCUUCGUCUACAACGACCCCCGCGACUGGGGCUUGGAUGCGCAAAUCAUAAAGGACGUUUUGCUGUCAGAACGGGGUAUUGUUGGAACACUGUCUCAGAAGAACGGUGAUGCUGCUUUGAAGAAUCGUGGGUAUCAGCAGGAUGGUCAACCCAUGCUCUAUUAUUCAAAUCCAGACCUGCUGUGGGCAGCCAAGUACCACCUUCCGCGAUUGGGCCAGGGAGGGUUCCGUGAAGCUUUCGAGGGUAUAUGGACAGCGAUAACUGGCGGUGAGAAGCAGGGUGUCAAACUAGAAAAGGUCGUGAUGGGAAAACCGCACCAGCCUACUUACGAGUUUGCUGAAAAGCGCCUAAUUUCACAUCGAAAGCAUCAGAUGCAGGGUUACGGUGGCGCUCUUGGAAAUUUCAAGCGCGUAUACAUGGUUGGCGACAAUCCUGCCAGUGACAUUGCUGGCGCCAAUAAUUACAAGAGUAUAUAUGGCACAGAUUGGGCUAGCAUCUUGGUGGAGACAGGUGUCUACACAAAGGGUACAACACCGGCGUCUCAGCCGCGCAAGAUUGUCGGCGAUGUAUGGGACGCUGUCGCGUGGGCUGUUGCACAAGAGAAGUGGACAUCUUGAGAUUAUAGCUACGCUUGAAUGUGCUACCACAUAGAUCCUUCACCGAUCCAUAUAAGCUCAAUGCUGCAUUAAAUAUCAAUUAAAACAGGGGACAUGCAUUAAGCCA